Molecule: messenger RNA, 4054 nt
Organism: Alosa sapidissima (American shad)
Lineage: Eukaryota; Metazoa; Chordata; Actinopteri; Clupeiformes; Clupeidae
Product: TBC1 domain family member 10A
Exons: 16
Coding region: 1404-3293 (629 amino acids)
Source: RefSeq, a predicted model, not a curated record
UUUUAACGUUACACUCUCAUUUAGAGUUUUUCAGAAUUGCUAAAACACAUUUUUGAAACCUUCCACCCUUUUCUCAAAACUGUAAACACAAACUCCAAAUGUCAAACUACAUUCACAAAACCUCUGACAACCUCUGCAAAACUGAACAAUCGCCUCAAAACAGUUGUACCUGUGCUCAAAACCAAACACAGAUAAUUCACAAAGCAGUCAAAAUUAAAAAAAAACCCUGCAGUCAUUAGACACUACAUCAAAAAAUGGAAAACACAGUUUAUUAGUUUGUUUGUUUACAAUGCAGUAAAAAAGGAAAGAAAAGUAAAAGUAUUGAGAAUGGGGGUUUGUUUAUGGUUUUGAGAAGGGUAGAAGGUUUUUAGCAAUUGUGGAAAAACUGUAUAAUGGAAAAGACAGACAUUUUAGUACUGUAAAUCAGAAGUAUGCCUACAUUACAGUCUACAGCCUACAAUACACUCGAAUGCCUUACUGACAGUUUCUGUGCAUUGUUAAUAAGAACCUGCACAGUUCAGCAAUCUGUUUGCACACUGAACUAGGUUGUGUCACAUCAUUUGAAACAAGUGUGAUAUUUUUGUUGUUGUUGUGUUUAAUGUAUGACAUCUGUGCUUUCUUUGUGUUUACCUUUUGCCACUUGUGGUUACCAUUAUGCAUCACAGUGCAAAAUGUGUUUUAUUGCAUGAUAGGCCUAAUGUGUUAAGAGUUUGCGAGAACAUUUUUUAUGGUUUUACCAAAGGAGUGAUCGAUUCAAGAAAUAUGUUCAGGCAGCUGAGCAUUUGAUUAAGAGAAUGAGGUUUGGUGUUUUAGCAAAUGUGAAAAACUGUAAUGUAGCUUAGCCUGCUCUGUCCUAUCUUAUACCAUAAGCUUUUAUGGGGUUUAGUAUCGAAGAACAGGUUUCGAAAAGCCCUCGCUGAAUAAGCGGUAUACCAUGACAUCUAGUGGAAACAGUUUGUUCCAUUCAUGGCGUUUGGAUGCGUGUCUGUAUUCAGAAGUUGAUUUUUCAAUUAUUUUUUUAUUGCAAAGCGAAAAAAAUAGGCUUGUUGAGAAAUAUUAUUAAAUUAUUCGAUAUUUUUAUUUCCUCCACUGCUGCAAAUUGCUGUGUAGAGAUCUAAAUGUUUGUACGCACUCCACUCCAGUAGGUGACGUGGUGUGUCUUCUUGCGUGCGCUUUCAACAAAAGUGAAAUGCAUUUUGUUCGGGCUUGCCCAAUGAAAAUUCAGACUGGACAAUUUCAAUGUCACUCAAUUCCAGAAAGUAGGCGCGACCAAACAGCGGGUUACUUUGAAUGUUGCGAUUGCGACAAACAGGAAAAACAGGGACACUGGUCAUUAUAUCGAGUUGAAGUCAUUCAUUAAAUAAAACUAAAACACGACUGUUGUGUAACAAUUCGUUUUAAGAAUGAGGAGACUAAGCAGCAGCUCUAGCAACAGGACACCAAUGGUCAAAAGGCGUUCAAGUAGCUUGGGUUUCGAUGAAUUUGGUUUUGCGCUCAGCAAAAAGAGAGAGCAAAAAUUGCAACACCGAUCUCAUGAAUACAGUUACCCUCAACCAGACGCCGUUAGAGUGAAACAGUUGUGCGAACUGUUGAGCUAUUGGAACGGGUCCAGUUUUAUUUGUCGGAGUCAGAUUGAGCGCUUCAUCAGAAUGGGGAUUCCUCCAUCAUUACGAGGAAGAGUAUGGAAGUGCCUGCUCAACCUUGACUCUCUUAGGGAAUCUGGUGUCUUCAACUACCAGGCUUGCUUGGAUGAGAUCCGCAAACCCCUGGUUGAUCUGGGAGUGAGUGAGUACAGCAUCCUGUCCGCUCUCAGCAGCACGCUUAGCCCGGCCCAGGCGUCUCCUGCACUGGCCUUCUGCAGCCAGGAGGUGGCGCUCUUCCACCAGAUAGCACAGGAGCUGAAGAGGUCAUUUCCAACACAUCGCUCACUCAUGGGAGAGAGUCCUGAAGCCAUUGAAGGCCAAGCCAAGCUCUUCCGGGUUCUCACUGUCUAUGCCAAGUACAACCCUCAGAUUGGUUACAGCCAAGGAAUGUCCUGCAUCGCUGCAGUUCUCCUUAUGCACCUGAGCGAGGAGGAAGCAUUCUGGGCCCUGGUUGUUCUUCUACGGGAGCCAAAAUACCUAUCUGAGUUUUUUGAUCUUUCAUCAGAGAAAAUCCAACAUCAGGCUGCAGUCUUUCACCAGCUCCUUAAACACACGAGGCCUUCACUGUCACAGCACAUGGAGGACUGUGGGGGGAUGUCUCUACACUACGUGCAUCCCUGGUUCCUGGCUCUCUUCACCUCCCUGCCUUGCUGGGACUCUGUGCUGGCCAUCUGGGACCUCGUCAUGCUCCAGGGACUAGUAGGUGUAUUCCGUGCUGGUCUUGCCAUCAUAUCCCUACUGGAGCCACGUCUGAUGGCCCUGACAGACCAUACCACCAUGCUGACCCUUCUGCUCCGGGUACCUGUGGAACUCUCAAAGCACCAUGUUCUGGUUACAGCCCUAUGGGCCACUGAGAUCCAGGAGUCGGAGGUGACGUGUAUGGCCAACCUGGUCCUGGAGAAUGCCAGAGAAGACCUAUGCAAAGAGAACUUGAAGCCCAACUGUACAUCUCUGCCGACCGCAGAGCCCGAAGCCCACAAGACUGAUGCCAAAACACCAGCACUCGCAGCCAAGGAACCAACAAAGGAGGCCACGGGAAGUGUGACCAAGAAUGUGUUUACACGGAUGCUCCGUGUGGCCCGGCGGUACUUGGUGGUGGUGGGCCAGUCCAGUGGCAGCGGAAAGCCGUCCUGCUCAUCCUCCAGCAGCUCCACUGAACCCCAGCCCUCCAAGACCAGGGUCUCGGCCUCCCUUCCCCAGGCACAGAUCAGAGCCAAGAGGAGGAGCCAGAAGGGACCCUGCCUGCGCUCACUGUCCAGGAAAAAGGCCCCAUCCUCCCAAGAAUCAGACGCUGGUGCCACCGAGGACUGCUCAGAGCCAGGCCUCAGGAGGCUGAAGUCAGGGCCCGCAGGGAGAGGGGCCCGUCAGAGGAGUGUCCACAAGGCUCUCAGAAGGAGGUCCCUUCAGCUCUGUCCCAUGGGUUCCCCCCGUAACUCUUCACACAGACCCCUACUCACCAGCACUGAGAGCCCCCAACCAGCACGAUCUACGACAGGACAUUACAGGCAGCGCCACAAAAACCAGCAAGUGGCAUUCAGUCUGCGACGCAGCGGUGGCUUUUCGAACAUCAGAAAUGCAACUCCAUUCAGGGCUCGGUGCCACAUAUCCGGCGAAGAGACGGAUGCUGUCUCCCCAGGAGGCCCAGGAUGAACAGAAUCCCAGGCUGACAGUCAGGGAGUCGCAGCUAAUCUGAGAAGCUAUAGUGGAGGAGGAAGAAGCCCUUGGCUCUUAUUCCCUCCCAGCUUCCCCUGUCCAUCUCCAACCUGAUUUCUCCACACAACCACUUUUCUUUGGACUGGAGCAGCCUGACCCCUGGACUGCCUCUCUCCUGCUCCCCUGCUUGAAAUCAAUCCUUCCCUCUCGGCUCUGCGGGCUCCGGGGCUGGCUCCUCCAGGCGGAGCUGACCUUUGGGGUUCGAGUAGGUCCACUCAAGAGCACUUACGCUGGGCAGGCUGCCAUGGACAGAGGGGUGGGCCCAGGGGGGCUUCCGUGGAGAGAUUUACUGCUGGGGAGUCGCUGCUGUCGUGAUGGAUGACUCCUUCGGUGGACAUGCCACAGAUAAACUGUAUUUCUAUCUCUUCUCCCAUGUCGUAAGGCCUAGUCAGCAACAUAACGUUUAUGCAUGUUUUUUUUUUGUUUUUUUUCCUCAUUCAGAGUGACCGUAUCCUGUAUCCAUAUGUGCCUCUUUUAGAUCUCAUAUUUUAGUGCUUUUCGAGUCACUUACACACUACCACAUUUAUUAAUUCAUGUGGAGCCAUUUGGAGAAGGACUACUUUGAUGUUUCCUGUUACAGUAAAGAACCAUAUGUUAUUUUGGUAUGCCACUCCAGUACAUGGGGCGCCACAGCGAAGCCUCUGGUUUUAUUGUAAUAUUUUUAUAUAGCAGUUUGAAAUAAUAAAACAUUAACAGCC